AUGGAUAUUAUGAGCAAAGUUUUGUCUUAUUUUUUAAUAUUUUUGACAUUUUGUAAUCAAAGUAAUAAGUUUAAUAGACUAGAGAUGAUAAGUCUGAUGGAUUCAGUUCCUAAAGAGUAUUACAUAACAAAUAAGCACUCAAAGUUUAGCUACAACUUUAAUCGUCCAAAAUUCAUUCAUCUAACGCCAGAUGGACUAACGCCAGAAGCUGUAGACGAGAUUAGAAGCUCAAAAUUUGGAGUCGUGAUUCAAUAUAGUCAUGAGUUCGAAAACGAUAAUGAAGGAACUCAGCGAGAAUUUGGAUACAAAGAUGCAUGUCCUGUUAAUAAAUAUAGAACUGAGUCUCCAGAUUUUAAUACAAUUGGUAGCAUAUUAGAGGAGUUUUACGAAAAUCUUUAA
This is a messenger RNA of Chironomus riparius, 399 nucleotides long. NCBI's taxonomy places the organism in Eukaryota, Metazoa, Arthropoda, Insecta, Diptera, Chironomidae. The record is from the annotation of a GenBank genome assembly.